Fusarium redolens is the source of this 1530-nucleotide messenger RNA. Its product is annotated as cytochrome P450. The record is from RefSeq and is a predicted model, not a curated record. The coding region runs from base 1 to 1530 and encodes 509 amino acids. Gene Ontology annotation, molecular function: heme binding; oxidoreductase activity, acting on paired donors, with incorporation or reduction of molecular oxygen; iron ion binding. The transcript is spliced from 3 exons. Lineage: Eukaryota; Fungi; Ascomycota; Sordariomycetes; Hypocreales; Nectriaceae.
AUGGCUACUGACUACUGGGUACUUUCGCCUUGGGCACCUCUGGCAGUACUGUUAUGCGUAUCGCUGUUCUAUGUCAUUCCCUACUUUUACACCUACAGACACUUACGAGGCAUUCCUGGCCCAUUGCUGGCCCGUUUCUCAAACCUUUGGCUUAUGUAUAUUUGCCGUCAGUCCAAGCGUUCAUACACCGUGCAUGAUCUCCAUGAGCGCCUUGGGCCCGUCAUCCGCAUACAGCCGAACCACAUUAGUAUUAAUGACGAAAGAGCCAUCAAUAUUAUCUACGGCCAUGGGAAUGGAUUGGAAAAGUCAGCCUGGUACGAUUCUUCAAUUUCCCUUACUCGAAGCAUCUUCACGGCGAGAAAACGUACCGAACAUGCUCGGAAGAGACGUUAUAUUGCCCAUAGCUUCGCUCCAAAGUCGUCUCGUGCGGCCGAAGGGUCCAUUGCCGACAAAGUAGAGCUUCUCAUCCGUAAGUGGGAUGAGAUAAUCAACAAAGGACCGCAGUUUGAUGGAUUCACGCAACUUGAAUGUAGACGGUGGUUCACAUACAUGUCCUUUGACAUCACUGGUGACCUUCUUUUCAGCGAGCCAUUUGGAAUGCUUGAGAAUGUGUCUGAUCUGGUCAGGAUUGACAGCAAGCCCGGCAAAGCAGUGUCCUACGUGUCCAUGAUGAACAGUCUUGCGCAAAGGAGUGCCGCUGUCGCUACUCUGGGCGUCUUGCCAUGGCUGAAGCCUCAUGCACAUCACCUCCCAGACCCCUUUUUUCACAAAGGAUUGGAUGGGUUACAGAACCUGCUGAGUGUAACUUCCGCUCAUGUCAAAGAACGUAUGGCCGCAGCGCAGGACAGUCAUGAUGAUUGGCUUUCACUGCUACUUCAUGCGCGGGAUGAAAGCGGGGAAUUGCUCAAAUUCGAAGAGAUUGCUUCCGAGUCUUUGACCCUGUUCAUGGCAGCCAUUGAGACCGUCAGCAACACUCUCUCUGCAAUGAUGUACUACCUCGCUACGUCGCCCUCUUCACUUCAAAAGUUGCAAACUGAGAUGGAUUCUAUUGAAGUCCAUGGAACAGUCGCUCCGUUUACAGAAGUCCGGGCUCUUCCGUAUCUGGACGCUGUGAUCAACGAAACAAUGCGUCUUCACAGUGUCCUCGGAAUUGGCCUCCCUCGAGAGGUGCUUCCUGGGUCUAAGGGAGUUCAAUACGACAACUUUUACUUUCCUCCAGGAACCGUUUUGAGCGUUCCAAUCUACGCUAUCCACCGGUCUAGAGAUAUAUGGGGCCAAGAUGCGAAUGAGUUUCGACCUCAGAGAUGGGAGAAACUGUCAAGCCGUCAGAAAACUGCUUUUAUCCCAUUUGGCCACGGUCCAGCAGCAUGCGUUGGGCGUAAUCUAGCAGAAGUUGAGAUGAAGAUUAUCGCGGCAACUUUGAUAAAGCGAUACAGUUUCUGCAUGAUGGAUUCUGAGGUUGAUUCUACUGAAGGAACAACACGUAAGCUUAUUAAAGUUAACAUUGGCAUUAAAAGGCGGCAACAGUAA